UUUUUCGGACAAAACUGCUCACUGUCAAUAGCACUUCCCCCGUUACCAGAGGAGGCCAGGGCAAUACCCGAGGCGGGAAAGCGUACCAUCACUACAAAACCAACGACCGCAGGACCACCUAUUCGAGCUGAUGCAAAAGAUUUGGAUAUUGAGCGCAGCAAGAAGCGACAGAACAUGAUUACAAGGACCUUGUGGACCUUCAUCAUGAUUGGAGGAUUUGUUGGUCUUCUGCUCAUGGGUCAUGCCUACAUGAUCAUUCUGGUGAUGCUAUGUCAAGCCCUAGUCUACCGAGAGGUGACAGCACUUUUCUCCUUGAAAGACCACGCGCCAGAUACUGUCGAUAUCGACACUCGAGGGCAGAAGGACCCGUGGAGCAAGACCCUUAACUGGUACUUCUUUGCGGUCACAAACUACUUCCUCUACGGCGAAAGCAUCAUAUACUAUUUCAAGCACGUCAUCUUCACAGAUGGCCAAUUGUUGCCAUUUGCAAUGAACCAUAGGAUCAUCAGCUUUACUUUGUACACGAUAGGUUUCAUGGGCUUCGUGAUGUCGCUCCAGCGAGGCUACCUGAAGCAACAAUUUGGGCUAUUUUGCUGGGUUCACAUGAGUCUACUUCUUAUCGUCGUCUCUAGUCACUUCAUUGUUAACAACAUCCUGGAAGGCUUGAUCUGGUUUUGGGUACCUGCCGCAUUGGUUAUUUGCAAUGAUGUAUUUGCGUAUAUCUGGGGUAUCACCCUUGGUCGCACUCCACUUAUCAAGCUCUCACCAAAGAAGACUGUCGAGGGCUUCGUAGGAGCCUUCUGGAGCACGCUUAUCUUCAGUGUCCUCUGGGGUUCCUACUUCAUGCAGUUCAAAUAUAUGAUCUGCCCCGUGCACGAUCUUGGAGUUAGCAUCUGGAGCGAUGUUCAAUGCGUACCUAACCCUGUCUUCAUUCGACGGGAAUGGGAGAUAUGGGCACCCCUCCGGGUCUUCUUGUCGCAAAUUCUUGGCCGUCCAGUAGCCGUCAUACCAUAUGUUCCCUACCAACUUCACUUGUUGGUCUUCGCCAUCUUUGCCUCGCUCGUUGCACCAUUCGGGGGUUUCUUUGCAUCAGGCUUCAAACGUGCCUUUAACAUCAAAGACUUUGGUCACAGCAUCCCGGGACACGGGGGCAUGACGGAUCGCAUGGACUGCCAAUUCCUGAUGGGUGUAUUUACUUAUGUCUACUACAGCAGUUUCAUUCGCGAGCAUCAUGUUACCGUUGGAUCUAUUUUGCAGUCGAUUGUCAGUGGCUUGUCAGUCGAAGAACAGUUAGAGUUGAUGAAGGAUCUUAAGAAGUAUAUGCAAGGACGGGGAAUUUUGAUGGAUUGAUAGAUAUGCGUUCUACUUUACCCUCUCGCUUGCGGGCAUCAGCAUCAUCACCUUAGUUGUGCAAAUAAUAACACCAAUAGUUUCACUCGAUGGCAGGCCCU
Molecule: messenger RNA, 1451 nt
Organism: Pisolithus orientalis
Lineage: Eukaryota; Fungi; Basidiomycota; Agaricomycetes; Boletales; Pisolithaceae
Product: phosphatidate cytidylyltransferase
Exons: 7
Coding region: 175-1350 (391 amino acids)
Cellular component (GO): endoplasmic reticulum membrane
Molecular function (GO): phosphatidate cytidylyltransferase activity
Source: RefSeq, a predicted model, not a curated record